Molecule: messenger RNA, 6281 nt
Organism: Cheilinus undulatus (humphead wrasse)
Lineage: Eukaryota; Metazoa; Chordata; Actinopteri; Labriformes; Labridae
Product: beta-1,3-N-acetylglucosaminyltransferase lunatic fringe-like
Exons: 8
Coding region: 72-1145 (357 amino acids)
Biological process (GO): pattern specification process; regulation of Notch signaling pathway
Cellular component (GO): Golgi membrane
Molecular function (GO): O-fucosylpeptide 3-beta-N-acetylglucosaminyltransferase activity
Source: RefSeq, a predicted model, not a curated record
UUUGAAUGUGAUCUUAAAAUGUUGUAAACUUAAGAAAACACUUUCUUUGAUUUCCGACAGUCCAUGACACAAUGUGGACACCCGCGUGCACCUUCAGCUCUGCGGCGGAACCCCGUGCUGCUGCUGCCGCGGUCACCUGCCUGCUCGUGACCGGGAUGCUGGUCGUCACUGUCGGACACCCGAGCAGCGCUGACCCGGCGGAGCCUCCAGCAGCAGCAGCUGCUGCGGCGGGGAGCGGGAAAGUUUUCACGGCGUAUUUCAGGAAGUUAACCCGGGAGAGGAGGGCGAUUGACGGGCCCCCGAGGAGCAGCGCUCCCCCCGGGCCUGUGGAGUUUCUCUCCCCGGAGGACGUGUUCAUAGCUGUGAAGAGCACCGGGAGGUAUCACCGGCAGAGACUGGAGCUGCUGCUGGACACAUGGAUCUCCAGAAACAUGCAACAGACUUACGUGUUCACUGAUGGAGAGGACGAGAAGCUGAGGAAGAGGAUGGGGGCUCACCUUAUCAACACCAACUGUUCAGCAGCCCACAACCGUCAGGCUCUCUCCUGUAAGAUGGCUCUGGAAUAUGACACCUUUAUCAACUCUGGCAAGAAGUGGUUCUGUCACGUCGAUGAUGAUAACUACGUGAAUGUCGGCUCCCUGCUGAAGCUCUUGUCCCAGUACAGUCACACUCAGGACGUUUACAUCGGACGUCCCAGCCUGGAGAGGCCGAUAGAGGCCACAGAGAGGCUCGGCAACGCUGAAACGAGGCAGGUGCGUUUCUGGUUUGCCACCGGAGGAGCAGGAUUCUGUCUGAGUCACGGCCUCGCUCUCAAGAUGAAACCCUGGGCCAGUGACGGCUCUUUCAUGACGACAGCUGAGCAAAUUCACCUCCCCGAUGACUGCACUGUCGGCUACAUCGUAGAGGCUCUCCUCGGUGUGAGUCUUAUCCGCUCAGCGUUGUUCCAUUCCCACCUGGAGAACCUGGGGCUGGUGUCAGAUGUUCACAGCCAGGUGACACUCAGCUAUGGAACUGUAGACAACAGCAGAAACACUGUGAACCUGAAGGGGCCUUUUUCAAUAAGUGAAGAUCCUACAAGGUUCAGGUCAGUCCAUUGUGUCCUGUACCCAGACACUCCUUGGUGCCCAAGCUCCCGGCGACUUUAAGAGACAUCCAGAGAGACAUCGAGACGGGUGGAGGAGAAUGACUGAGCAUAUGCAUGAACUCGGUAUUCUCUUAUGUGGGAGGAACUCUGCAGACUUUCAGGAACAGGGAGAGGUCAGUCUGACCCUUGGGCUACCGUAGGGCCUCUGGAAGAAUCUGAAGAAUCACUAAACAUUUCUGGACAUACGUUAUCUUUCCUCUCCAAACUACAGCCUAAACGGCAGACUGACUAUUUAGGAAGGACUGUGGUUUCAUCAGUCCGUCAAACACCUGUCAAAAAGCCAAAAAUGUCAGCAAGAGAAUAGGACCAAAGUUAAAAAUUCUUGAAUGGAUGAAAGAUGGGAGAUUUUUUUCUGUCUUUAAGAAAGAAAUGAAGUGCUGUUGUUACCCCAAUGAAAAAAGUUUAUCAUCUGAGAUGUUCACCACACAGAACAGAACCUUUGUCCAAACUUUACUCCCAUCAAUGCUGAGCACCUCAUCUUCCUCAUCUAUUAGUUUCAGCUCUGCUUUGGUAGCUCCAGCUGCACAUGCUUAGCUGCACAUUAACCAGGAUGCUAUCAUUAGUUUGUCAUGGUUCAGACUGUCAGGUUAACUCUGGUCUGUUGCACUGUUUAUGGUCAUCGUUUUAUCUGUUAUGAGGAAGCACGGGUGGCCUGGGGGUUGGUUCUUGCUUCUGUGCAGGUUUGAACCCAACCUGUGGUUUCUUUCCUGUAAGUUGUUUCAUUUUCUCUCCCUUAAAUCAGUGGUUUCCAACCUUUUUUAUAGGAAACCCUCUACUUGUAUCUAAGAGAAGCUAAGCCCCCCCAGGACCCACUUGGAAAAUCAGUUUGAAAUGUUUUCACUGACAAAAUCCCAACAUAAUAGUCCUGCUUACUCAACAGGUUCUUGCUAAAAGAUCUAUGUAUAAACCGUCCACUAUUGUGCCGGCAUAUAGGUGCCACUCUAAAAAAACAAACAAAAAAGAGGAUCUGUUAAUUUAAGAGGAAAACCCCAGUUUUCAUGUAUGAAAGUCGUAAAUUUAUGGGAAAAAAGUUUUAAUUUUUGAGAUCAUAAAGUCAAAAAUAGCAGAUUGCGUGGAAGUAAAUCAGAAAAAAUCAGAAAACAGUUUCCCGUGCACAAGUCCUGCAGUUGAGAGCCUAAUCGAAUUAUACUUUUUACUGAGACUGUACAAAAGGGAUUUUAGCCCAGAACCACUACAUUAUCAUUAUCUGGAUUUAGAAGAGACAUUAAGGUAAACUGUAGUUAUCCAACCACUGUUUUCAGUUUGAUUUCUUGUUAUUUUAUUACAUUACCAUGUCAGAAAUGUAUGACUUUAAAAAUGAGAAAUUGUUGAGCUUAUAAUUUCAAAAAUCCAACUUUUUAAACAAAAAAUUUUUAGCUUUUUCUUGUAAAUUUACAUCUUCAUAAUUCUGAAAUUCUAAGUUUGGUUUCUUGUAAAUUUACAAAUUUAUAAUGUAAAUUUUUUUUUCCUAAAAAAAUUACAGAUCCUCUGUAUUUUUUAUCUGUUACAGUGGCACUAACAUACCAUCAUACAUUAUUUUUCUUAUCAUGAUUUUGAAAAUUUUGACAACAUAAGAGCAGACAGGGCUCUGCGCCCCCCCUUAGAUCUUUGGCAUUGGUCUGGAACCAAUCCCUUAAAUGAUCCAUAGAAGCCCCCAAAAUAAAUAUAAAACAAUGUGUUUUGACCACAGUGCAAAUUUUAGAUGACCUUUUAGCCAAAGCAUCAGUUAAAUUCUUUAAAACUGUUAUUUUAUUGACAAACCACAAUGAGUUGUGGAAUUUUGGAAGCCCGAGAAAACAUGAAUCCAUACAUUUUACAUCCUUGUUGUUUUCCUCGAGAUCUGGAGUUCUCCUAAUAUCGCUGAUAACACCACUGCUUUUCCAUUUCUUGAUCUUGAGAAAUUAAGCUAUUAUCAAGGGAAAAGAGCACUGUUAUUCCAACAUAAGUUUAGACCUUGAGAAAACAACAGAGAUUUUGACAUGCAACCAUACAUGAUAUUUUACUGUGUUUCCAUGUCUACUUCUGCAGGAUACUGAUACCAUCAGUGAUAGGAGUUGGAUAAACAUGAACAUUGUAGGAAACAUCAGAAGAUAUUUCACUCUCCAACUGUGGGAGACAGACAAAUUUACAGAUUAUGAUAAUCCUCCUGAGAACCACGCUUAGACCCCCCAUUGUGUCUUAUGAAACAAAUUUGAAUACAGGGUAUGUGUGAAAUUCCUCUAAUUAGUUGAUAUGUCAGUUUUUUAUGAGUUUUGUUUUAUUUUGCUUGGUCUGCUUUUUCUCAUUUUUCAUGCAUUUGCAGUUUUCAUCAACUCUUGCAGCUUCAAGAGCUUUUUUUUUUUUUUUUUUAAAUUUAAGUGAAUAUACUACAAAGCUCCACCCUGUGUUCCUCUACUUUCACUAUUGUUAACCUAUUCCUUCUGAAUAGGGUAACUGUUACAGUGAAGAGAGGAAGUUGAAGGAAUGAGGACAGCAAUUGAGAAAGAAAGAUCAUGUAUAAUUUAUCAGCAUGAUGAGGCAAAACACCAGGGGGAUUUUGACUCCAGACUCCUUAUGUGAAGUUUUAUGUUGUCAGUGUUAUCUUUUUUCUGAAGUAUAUCGUGAUGACAGAGCACUUUGCUGCUUUAUUCUGCUGUAGCCUCUGCAAUUUAUCAUGACACAAAACACAAGAAAAACAGUAUGAGGAAUGCAUACUUUCUUUUUGAGAGUUAAAAGGAAAGUUGUGAAUUUGUGCCUUUUUUACAAAAUAUGCAGUUAGCAGUUAGCCUGGAUCUGUCCUUUUUAAAUCACAUUUUUACUCUUUAAUUUGUCUAAAGACUUCCUGACAGAUGGGCUGCAGACCUUAGAUCUCAGACACCCCCCUCUCACAGACCUCUACUAUGAGACAUUUCUGUCAGCAGAAUUUCAAGUAUAAUUCAACUUUAUUCAUAAACAAAGUCUGGCAGAUACAUUCAUGAAAUAACCAUAUUGCAAAGAUUACAGAUUAAACAACAUUUCAUAAAUUAAACAGAAAAAGUCAGAGGUCUAAUCCAGGAUAAAAUUAUGUGAUGACCCAUUUUAGAAGUAGACUACAUAAACCAAUGAAGCUUAAUUAGCUUUAGCAACGUGAGCUUUAGUAAAUGGAAUUAAAGCUAACAAAGCUAUGUAGAUAACUUAAUUACAUAUCUUACAUAGCAAACGUCAGAUUUAUCACCCUGUUCAUAUAGAUUCCCAUGAGUUUGUGAGCUAUAUCUUGCCUUAGCUACGAAGCUUCAUUAUCUUUAUAUUGUAUUAUCUAGCUUAUGCAGCUAACAGAGCUACAUAAGCAGGGUAGUUAACAUUACUGCAUAAGCCAAUGAUUAGCUUCAACAAGCUUAAACAAUGUGAGCUUUAGUAAAGGUAAUUAAAGUUAACAAACUAUGCUAGUAACCUAGUCAUUGUUACUAUGUAAGCCAAUGUAAGGUAAGUUAUCUUAAGCAAUGUGAGCUUAAGGAAAAUUUAACUUCAGUUAAGCUAGCUACAUAAAUUACAUAGAUAACGUGGCUACCUAGCUUACAUAGCUAAUGUUAGAUUCAUAGGUUUUUUUCCCAUAGCUAUCGAUAAGCUUCAGGAGCUUCAGCUUAAGCUAUGUUAGCUUCGUGGCUAUGAUGUCUUUGCAGCUUAUGUGGCUAACAGAGCUACAUAAGCAGGGUAGUUAACAUUACUACACAGGCCAAUGUAGCUAAAUAAUCUUAAGAAACAUGAGCUGUAGUAAAGGUAACUGUAGCUUAAAAAGCUACGUUAAUAAUGUAUCUCCAUAACUUACCCAGCUAACAUUAGAUUAGUAGCUUUGUUGUAUAUAUAUCCCUACACCUCAUGAGCUUCAGCUUUUGCUACAUUCUCUACAUUAGCUACAUUACCUACAUAGCAUACGCAGCUAGUAGAGCUAUGUAAGCUACAUAAGUUCUGUUAGAAUGUUUUCAUGGAGGACAAGCUUUUUUCCUGUAAGCAGACUGUUUAUUCUGCUUUAUUUAAGGUUUUGUAAUUUGGUUUUACAGGCCAGGUUUUCACCCUUACCCCUACCUUAACCCUUACCCUAGCCUAACUGAAAGUUUAAUCUGAUUUUAUUUUGAAAGUUUAGCAUUUAUUUCUAUUCUGAGUUACUGUCUACAGCCAGACCCCUCUCAAAGACUUAAAAGAGUCUAAAUGAAUUAUUUGUAUCAGUGCUGGGCAAGAGUUAUCCUCAGACAAGACCAGGCUAGCUGUUAGCUGUUUUUCUACUGUCAAACGUCUUGGUGCAAAGCUGAGCAAAGCCAACUUUCUGCUGGUGGCUAUUCAAAGCUUAAUCUAAAGAAGCUGGGCUUGUUGAAGUUCUUAAAGAUGUUUUUCUUCAUCCCAAAGGCAUAAAUAGCUGUAAACUGACUAGUAGACUGGUCUAAAAGCAGUUUUAAUUUCCUAUUUAAUAGUAUGUUUGAUCAUCAUUACAGCUUGGAUCUAUAUAGCACCUUGCAAGAGCUCCAAGGACUUUAAAGAGGAGUCUAGAACAAUGCACCACAAACAACACAAAACUAAAGAAUCAUGAUAGACAAGAUUUAAGCAAGUCUGUAGGCCGAGUUGAACAGGUGGGUUUAAGGAUGUUUUUCCAAGGAAAGGAGCUGAAGAAGUCUUUCUGAUGGCAAGGUUUUCUCAAGAACUUCAAGCAGGUCCAGUUGCCUUUGCAUCUAGCUUCAAGGCUUCUGCUAACUCUUUGAAAGGAAUCAAUAAUAAGGUUUUUCUUUUCAUAUAUAAACCCCAUGUUUAAUACUUUAAGCUGUACAGUGAAGCCUCUCUUACAAGAUUUUCUUCCAAAAAGAGGAUUCUUAUUUUAUCAAUUUUCCGAGGAUUAUGAAUGUCGAUGAUUUUUGAUUUUUUUAAAAAGUUUUACUGCAGCACCGUAACAAAGAUGUUAACUUUUAAGGUUUUAUAGAAAAUGACUCAUGUUGGGUCGUCUUUUAUCUUCUGUGCUUUGAAAGCAGCUGUUACAAUUGAAUAUGAGACUUAAGUUAAAUUCUACCCCGAAUUGAAUACAAGUAUAUUAUAAAAAGUUAAUUCUGAUGCCUAAAUGCUUUCUCCAGUAUCUGGACUGAAUGUUUAUGUCAUGUUUGGAGGUAAUAAAAGUUUUUUUUUGGUCAAAAUUUGA